GUUGGUGCUGGGGGGUCAGAGGAGGACUGAGAGUGUCAUCAGCCGGCUAGUAGUAAAGCAUUGAAGUUCUAGCAGCGGUGUUUUACAGAGGGAUUCAGCGGACAGUGGGACUGUGUUUAAGGCUGGCUCUGAACCACAUGGGGCCCACAAACCUCCUCCACCAGAGCCCCAAAAGAGCGGGUAAAUAAUGCUAACUAUGCUAACUCUCUUCAACUGCCUCUAGCUUUAGCCGUCAGCCAGCGCUUGCAUCAUGGAGUGUGUGUGUGUGUGUGUGUGUGUGUGUGUGUGUGUGUGUGUGUGCGUGUGUGUGCGUGCGCGCGCGCUUGCGUGUAUGUGUGUUCCCUGGCUGAACCCUGUGCUGCCCAGUUGUCCACUUGUCAUACCACGUGUGUGUGUAUGUGUGUGUGUGUGUGUGUGUGUGUGUGUGUGUGUGUGUGCGUGUGUUUGUGUACUCUAAAGUUCACUGGAGCAGCCUGCAGGCUCUAUGUGCUGUAUGUGCAGUUAGAGUAAAUCUAUUGUUGUAGUGUAAUAAGAUGGUGGUGUAUUGACACUAUAGGCUGAUGACAUGUUCAGCUCUGCAGACUGACAGACUCUGUUAUACACAGAUUAUUAUUACUAGGAUCACAGAGAAGCCUGCCUGCUUUAUUAUCACAGUUUGAAUGAGUUAGUACUACAGUCUGCAAACUUGAGUAACCUUUUAAAGAAAAAGUUAUUCUGCUUUUCUGUUUGACAUCAGAGUUGCGUUUGCUUGAUAUAAUUAAAAGUCAGUGUAUGAAUGGAAGCCAUCACAUUAGUUAUUACAGUCAUCAGAGUUAAGCAGCUGUUUUUAUCAACUCUGGGGCCCCUGUGGACAGGACAGUUUUUGCUUAACCAUGUUGUGUCUCCUGACAAAAAAGUCUCAUCUUGCUGACUUUGAACAGUCAAAAGUAUCUUUUCUGUCAACAUUUAAUGUGGAAAAGUAUAAAAGAGCUGAUUCUCCAGCAGCAUCAUGGACUCCUACCCUCUAGUUCUGAAAAUUACUGUAUAAAGAUGGUCUGUCUUGUUGCUGGUGGUCUUGUUUUCUUUAAUAUAUCAUUAAAAGGCAACAAGAUGAAUUUCAGUUGAUUGUUUGAUAAAAAAGGAAACAUCAUCCUGUUUUAUUUUUUUGUGAAUAUUUAUCAGUUGAUGUUUUUUCAUUGUCUCACUGUACAUGUUAUUAACCUCCACAAGUGUGAACAAUUUCCACUACUAUUCCCACAGUAUGCAGGAGUGCGUUAGAAUCAGAGCUGCGAGCUGUGCUGCAGCAAAGGAUCAUGGUCCUGGACGGAGGGAUGGGGACAAUGAUCCAGCAGCACAAACUGGAAGAGGAAGACUUCAGAGGAGACGAGUUUAAGGACCAUCCUCUUCCUCUGAAGGGAAACAACGACCUGCUGAGCAUCACACAGCCACACAUCAUCUAUAACAUACACAAGGUGAAUGAAAAUACACAAAAGAUACACAUGAAUAUACGACAACAACCCGCUGAGCACCGUAAGUUAGUAAGACACUUAGCCCCAAACUGCUCCCAGUGAGACAGUCAUAAUCAGUGCACAGUGUGUGACCUUUGACCUCCUGCGGUUUCAGGAGUACCUGCUGGCUGGCGCCGACAUCAUUGAGACCAACACCUUCAGCAGCACCUGCACAGCUCAGGCAGACUACGGGCUGGAACACCUGGUGAGACUCAGUCUGAAGCCGACUCUGAGACACCUGCAGAACACGCAUACACACCUAUACACACACCUAUACACACACACACACACACACACACACACACACACACACACACACACACACACACACACACACACACACACACACACUGAUCAUCUUCUGUGGACAGCACACAAACAAAGAUCAACAGUAGGCAGGUGUUUAAUAACUGCUGUCAAUCAUCCUCCUUCAUCUGACCCUCAGGUGUUUUCUCUUCACCUCCUUCUUCAUUGAUUUUAUCUUCACCUGAAACAUGACCCCCUCCUCUCCCACACUCAGUCUUUUGGUCUUUACGGAUAUAGUUAUGUCAGUUCAGGAGUUAAAGGAGCAGUACGCACAAUAUCUACAGUAUCUGAUCCUAAAAUCACCUUAAUACAUCAUCUGAGCCUCAGGAAACCUGCUCAUUUGAAGUACUACAGCUGCCAGCAUCUCCUCCUCCAAAGAUAACACCAUUAUUAACAUGUUAUCUGUUAAAAUGAGCAUCAGGUUGAAAGGAUCUAAAAAGAAGCAAGUCUGGCAGUCACUCCACAGGUGAAGAGAGGAGAGCAGGGAGAGGACGGUGUAAGAAUACUUAUCUUGAGGUGAAAUCUUGGAUUCAUUUUCGUGAGUAUUAUCAGCUUAAAAAUUAGGUCAAAGUGAAGUGAUGCAGGGUCCCUUUGAGAAGAGUACAUAUUGGCUGUCUAAAUAUUGCUGCAUGCUUUAGUAAACAAAAAAAAAGAAGGCUAAACUGGUUUUCUACUUACUGAGCUUUUGUAACAGUUUCCAAGUUUUCAGAGGUUUUAAGGUUUUUUUAGACGCUGGCAUGGACACAUAGACUUAAGGACAACAAGGCACGUUACAUAAUAAGGGACAGGGGGGCACACAGGACAUCACAGUACCAACAAUAAGGACAAAGCACACAGGACAACACAGACGCAGAUGAGGCAUGUGUGACAUUUAUGAAGAAGUCAGGAGAAUUAUUCCCUACACUUACUGGUAAUGCUUUAUAUUAGGCUGCAUAUAUUAACACCCAAUUAGCUUUUUAUUAGCAUGUUAAUUAGUAUCAAGUUGGCUCUUGAUUAGUCAUUAUUAAGCGCUUACUGAGACCUUAUUCUCCAUGACCAUGAACUAGUGUGAGCCAUUAAGGGCUCAUGAAGAUAAGUGAACCACAGAUUGUCAUUUGUCAAAGUGUGUUCUUAAGUCUAUGACAUCUUUGUGUGUUUGUAUGUAUGUGUGUGUGUUUCAGGCGUAUCGUCUGAACAGAGCGUCUGCCGAGCUGGCGAGGAGGGCAGCUGAUGAUGUCACCAAACAGACUGGUCUGAUUUAUUCUUACUAAUCUGUCAGAGCAGAGUGACUUUGAUGUUCAAUGUUUUAUUUGGGCCUGUCAUGAGUGUCUUCAUGUCUGUAACAUUAACUGUAAUCUGUAUGUGUGUGUGUGUGUUAGCAGGUUGUAAACGAUACGUGGCUGGAGCGGUGGGUCCGACCAAUAAGACACUGUCUGUGUCCCCGUCUGUGGAGAGACCCGACUACAGGAACAUCUGUAAGAUGGGGAGGGGGUCUCUGCACAAUAAUGGAGUGUGUGAAUAAAUGAUUAGAGGGGUGUAGAGGGACAAGACAGGGCCCUGGAACAUGAAUAAAAACACAACAUGGUUCAGGAGACAUCACAGUAUAUAUGUUAUCCUGCCAAAACGGACACACAGUCAGUUGACUUUAAUGUGGUAGUAAUGGACAUGUGUAUGUAGUCAGAAGAGAUAGUUUUGAGUUAAAGUGGAUCGUUUAAAAGGGAAUAAACAAUGUCCCCGCCUCUGUGUAGUGAAUUUCCCAUUAUACCAGGCUUUACCCAGAUGUGUUUUUGUGUUUGUUUAGCCUUUGAUGAGCUGGUGGAGGCUUACUCAGAGCAGGUCAGAGGGCUGUUAGAUGGAGGAGCAGACAUCCUGUUGGUAGAAACCAUCUUCGACACCGCCAACGCCAAGGUAGCUCUCACUUGAUUGGUUUGAACCUGUUCACCUCAAGACAGGAAGAACAGGAAUGCUAAAAACAGACACCAAGCUUGAUUUAUAGUCAUACAGAGCAUGCAAUAGUAGUUUUGGUGCACUGAUUGGUAUUGGCCGAUAAAUUAUAGUUUUAACUCUAGUUUGCGGUAAAAUUGUGAAUUCAUGUUUAACAUGUAAAAAAAAGGACAGAUUGACUGAAAAAACUAAAAUCUGUUCAUGAUGCAAACAGACUUAAAGUGCUAAUAAGCAAAUAGAGUGAUUACCUACAUUAUAUGUCAGCUUUGGUCUUUUAUAAAGUGAUUGCUCUCCACACUUGUAUGCGUUUUCUCUACAGGCAGCUCUAUUUGCCAUUGAGCUGAUGUUCGACAAGAGCCAUGAAAGAAAACCCAUAUUUGUAAGUCACUCCUCGGUUCAUCUCUCUCUUUCUUUAACUCCCUCUAUCAGUCUUUCUAAACCCAGCUCAGUCUCAGUAGAUGACUGUCUAACAUGAGUCUGGUUCUGCUCGAGGUUUCUGUCUGUUAAAGCCAUCACCCUGCUUUGAUUCUCUGUAAUAGUUGCAGCAUUACCUUAUGCUGCACAAUAUUUAUCAGCUCUAGCUUAAAUAUAUUACGCUCUGAGUUAGUUGCCAUGGUUUCCUGUACACAAACAAGCUGAGAACAUUGACUUGAAACUGUUGAUAUGAUGAGCUUAGACAUGGCACUGCUGACUAGCGUUUAGGAAGAGUGCUGCAGAAUGACACGGACACUCCAACACAGGAGUGUGUAGUGCUCUUGAAUGUGUAGGUUCAAGGCAGAAGCAUAAACCAGUCUUCAAACAUGGAGGAAGUGUUUUAAGUUGUCAUUGUUUUCUUGCUUGUUUUUUCUCAGCUCAGAUUUAUUCAUUUCUGUCCGACAUUAUGUCAGUAUGUCAGGGACAACUGUUGACUGCAGUUUACAACAUGAAUAUGAUCUGUUUGAUUAGAGUAUUCAGAAUAAGAUGUUGUGUACCUGACAGACGCUCUUGUCCUUGACCUUGUUUCAGGUGUCAGGGACCAUCGUGGAUCGCAGUGGACGCACUCUAUCGGGUCAGACAGGAGAGGCUUUUGUAGUGAGUGUGUCCCACGCCAAACCUUUGUGGUGAGAUACUCUUCACUAUCACGUAGAAAUACUUUUACUUCUACUAACUAAAUUACACACAACUACAGUGAAAUCCACAAAUACUCUUCAUACUUUCAACACUGAUUGGCUUUAUGUUCACUCCAGAGAGACUAAGUUUGCCAUAUACUGUAAAUCUAUAAAUUCAACAUAAGUUCACUUGUACUAACUUCAUGUUACUCUCUCUUUAUCAUUGUUUUAGUAUCGGUCUGAACUGUGCUCUGGGGGCCACAGAGAUGAGACCCUUCAUUGAGGCUAUUGGACAAAGCACCACAGCUUUCAUUAUCUGUUACCCCAACGCAGGUAAAACACAUUAAGAAUAAUUAUCAAGUUGAAAUAUUAGCAGAAAGAAUAAAAAUGUUUAAAAAAAGAAAAAUACAGUUUUUAAUGUUACAUUCAAAAGUUGAAUUGUUUAUAAACUGAUCCUGACUGAACAUUACAGAGGUCUAUGAUAAUCUUAGUUCUCUGACUUAAGUCAGGUUUCAACACCUCUUCAAAAUAAAAGCAUGAUUUAAUGCGUGUGUCUGUUCCAUAUUCAGACUCAUAAAUCAGAGUGAACAUGAAACAUGAAAUCCUCCUGUCAGACAUAUACAGAUUAUUACAAACCGCUCACUUGAAGAAUAAUCUAAUAUGAUUUAUCAGACUACCUGGAUGAUGUCAUGAUGAGGUGUGUGUGUGUGUGUGUGUGUGUUUGUGUGUGUAUCCUCAGGUCUUCCAAACACAUUUGGAGGUUAUGAUGAAACUCCACAGGUCACAGCUGCACAUUUAAAGGUCCUUUUCUACGCUUGUCACGUUUCAUUUCAUUUCAUUAUUUUACUUUUUUAUUUCAGUUUUUUAUUUUCUUGUUUUUACAUCUUAUAUAUAUUUAAUUUUUUCAUUUAUAACAGUGUUUCAUUUUUAAAUUUAUUCUGUUGUAUCGUAGUGAUUUAGUUUUACCUAAUUAAAUUUUCUUUAAAAAGUAUAAUUUUGGACAAAUUUAAUGCAACAUUGUACCUUAUUAUUUAAUUUGAAACUUUUUAAUCUUUACAUUUUAUAUGUUAUCUUACUUUCGAAUAUGUUAAUUAAUUUUGUAGUUCUUAAUUUGCCUUUUUAUUUUUGUUGUUUUUUUUUUCUUUAUACUGUAUUAAUUUUAUUCUCGUUUAUUAAUCUUCAUCAAAAAAUUAUUUUAUUUACUUAAUUAGAUUUAUUCUGCCUGAGCAACUUUCUGAAAAGGCAAAAUGAUGAACAACCACCAUCUUACACUCUACAUACGAACACAAAACAAAAUAAGAAAUUAAAAACACACAGAGAGUCUUUUAAUACUGUAAUGGCAAUAAUCAUUAAAUGAGUUAACAGGAAAGGAAAAAAAGGAAAAGAACAAAAAAAAAAAUCUGAUGUCCCUGUUAUAACGUUUACUGGAGUCAGGGCUUGGUUUGUUUAGCUCAACAGUUUAAGACUGGAAACAAACUGAGACUCCGAGCCUGCUCUGCCUGAAGAGCAAAAACAACCUCUGCACUUAGAUCUACAUUGACUUUGGUCCAAAUGAAACUGAUCUAUCACCUCUCAGCUGCAGCUGGUCCUCAUUUUGUGUAUAUUGUGCAGGAGUUCGCUGAGGACGGUCUUGUGAACAUUGUUGGAGGAUGUUGUGGGACGACUCCAGCACACAUCAGGUUUCUGACAUGUUUCUGUUGAUCUCUUAACUUGAACUCAGCGUGAAGCCUUUCAGUAAUAAUUCCAUUCAACUCUGUCCUCACACAGAGCCAUAUCAGAGGCAGUCAGACUCUGCAGACCCAGAGCUCCCGCUGCUGAUAUUUAUCAGGACUACAUGCUACUGUCAGGUCAGAGACGUGUGAAACACAGGGGAGGGCUGUAUGGAAACUUUGUCUUAGAUGUGUGGGUGAAGGGUGAAAGGUACCUCAGAUAGAAGAGCUUUAGGGGGUGUUAGAAAUAAAUGUGAGACCUGGACUACUCUGCAUGAUGACUAUAAUAAUAAGAAGCUUUUUCAGUGAAUGCAUGAUGCCUCUGCUUUUGUUUGAAUUCCAUCAUUAAUUGACAUUCAUGGUCUAAAAUAAACAGUAACACAUAUUUAUCAUCUGCAGGUCUGGAGCCGUUCAGGAUCGGUCCUUACACAAACUUUGUAAACAUCGGCGAGCGCUGUAACGUGGCUGGAUCACGAAAGUUUGCCAAACUGAUCAUGGCAGGUAACUACGAGGUGAGACUUUAAGUGAAAUGAAUUUUAUCUGUUUAUGUAAUAUGUUAACCUCUGAUUUUAAACACCUUUGUGCUCUGUGUGUGUACCUCCAGGAGGCUCUGAGCAUAGCCAAGGCUCAGGUGGAGAUGGGGGCUCAGGUUCUGGAUAUAAACAUGGAUGAGGGGAUGUUGGAAGGACCAGCCGCCAUGACCCGUUUCUGUAACUACAUCGCCUCUGAGCCCGACAUCGCACGGGUACGUGGGCUAAAGAUGGGAGCAUACACUUAAUCAGAGAAAAGAUUUGGUUCAAACCCCUUUAUUCGUAAUUAAAAGCUGACUACCAGAGGAACAUGCAUUGACUUUGACAGCCUAAGAACUGGUGACUGACUAACUAAACUGUAUCAUUAAAAAUCUGUUAUUAAAACAGCGAACCCCUGUCUUUCAGGUCCCUCUGUGCAUCGACUCGUCCAACUUCUCUGUGAUUGAGGCGGGUUUAAAGUGCUGUCAGGGGAAAUGUGUCGUCAACAGCAUCAGUCUGAAGGAAGGGGAGGACGAAUUCCUGCAGCGAGCUGCCACUGUCAAACGCUACGGAGCUGCUGUUGUUGUCAUGGCGUUCGACGAGGAGGGACAGGUAAGAGAAAAACAUGCAGAAAGACACUUCAUCAAAUAACAGUCCAGUUGGGCUUUAAUUGUUUGUUUUUGCAAGAGUACUUUCGUCAAACAAUCAUUUUUACAUGUGAUGUUCUCAUGUGAAGGUGAUCACCUGGUGGUCGUUUCUUAUAAGCAGGUCACACCUACAUUGUUGGUGAAACGGUGAUGAAAGCCAAGAGCUGAACGCUGCUGUUUAUCCCAAUGAUUGAAGUUUUUGGACUUCAUUAUGACACCUUCUUCCUUUUUAAAUCGCCCAUAACCAUAACCCUCAUUUUCCACCACAUCCGAAACGGUGGCGAAAAGGCCGUCAGCGCCGAUUACCACUGAUCAUUUCCAUUCAAGUUUAUGUGUCAAUUUCCACCGGCUUCUUUCUGUUCAGUGAGGUUCACAGCUGAUCGCCAGUGUUCUAUUUUUUAAACACGCCACAGCAUGCCGCAUAAAUUCAGCACAGGUUAGCCGAUGCUUAAAAGGAAGUUGGGCACAGACACAAAAUAAAACUACUGCUUAUAUGGUCAUGUGGCUGUCAUUAUAGAGACAAUUUGUUAUCACGUGGUUGCAUGUGGAUCCACGGGUUUUGUGGUUAAUGGAGGACAAUACACUCAGUCUUGUUAGGCUUUUGAUAAGAUAGCAGACAGCUAGCUAGUUUUAACUUCCUACCAAGACUGUCGACAGACCUAAUACUGACAUGCACUUAAAAAUCAGUCAAUGACUACUGUGUGUCAAAGAUGAAUGUUGUCCUCUGUGAGCCUCAGACACCCUUUAAUAAAAAGACCCACUCUCACAAAAAAGCACACUGAUCCUUUUGAUAAAUCAUCUGCAGGCCACAGACACGGAACGUAAGGUGGAGAUCUGCACUCGAGCCUACAACCUGCUGGUCAGUAAAGUCGGGUUCGACCCCAAUGACAUCAUCUUUGACCCCAACAUCCUGACUAUCGGCACGGGUAUGGAGGAGCACAACGACUACGCCGUCAAUUUCAUCAAAGCCACCAAACUCAUCAAGGUAACCCAUCCAAAGAAAGACCGGUGAGGGUGUUAUAGUUAAGAUUUGAUUUUUCUAAUGCAGAAGAGAACAACAACAACAUCAACAUGUUAUUGUCAUGGUAUACUGUUGAAGAAGUGACAUCACAAAUACCCUUAAUUCAUACUUUUACUGUUGUGUGUGUUUCUGUGUGUGUGUGUGUGUGUGUGUGUGUGUGUGUGUGUGUGUGUGGGUUUGUGUGUGUAGGAGACGUUACCCAGAGCCCGGGUCAGUGGAGGUCUGUCCAACCUGUCGUUCUCAUUCAGAGGGAUGGAGGAGAUCAGAGAGGCCAUGCACGGAGCCUUUCUCUACCAUGCCAUCAAGGUACACACACACACACACACACACACACACACACACACACACAUUAAGUAAAGUAAGAAAAGUAAAGUUAGAUGAAAAUACACUCAGAACUGAUCAGCAGUAUCAGAGCGCUGUAUCUGAAUGAAUCACUCUGUCUGCCUGGUGGUACAUUACACAUUAAACACACAAUAAACUCUGUGGGGAACUGUCUAUAAGUCUGUAACACACCUCCUCACUGUGUGUGUGUGUAUGUGUAGGAUGGUAUGGACAUGGGGAUAGUGAACGCUGGGAAUCUACCUGUGUAUGAUGACAUCGAUAAAGAGCUGCUGUUACUAUGUGAGAACCUGAUCCUCAACAGAGACACCGAGGCUACAGAGAAACUGCUCAACUACGCUCAGGUAACAUGUUCAAACUCACACACACACACACACACACACACACACACACACACACACACACACACACUCAGUGCAUCAGCCAGUAUUUUUGGUGCUUCAGUUUCUGGAUUUCUACUUGAUUUCUGUCGUCUGCAGAACCGAGUGAAAGGAGAGAAGAAGGUGGUUCAGGCAGACGAGUGGAGAAGAGGCGACGUGGAGGAGAGGCUGGAGUACGCUCUCGUAAAGGUAAACAAAGAGAUGGAUCAGAGCUGCACCAGGAAACUCCACUCCUCUUGUAUUUGGAAAUGUUUUUGUUUUUUGAUUAGUUUGCUGCCCAUCCUGUGGUAAAUAACCAACAAUACGUGCUUUAUGACAUCUGUUCUUCUUCAUCUUCUCCUCCUUGUAUCAGGGUAUAGAGAAGUUUGUGGUGGAGGAUGUGGAGGAGUGUCGAGCUCAGGUGGAGCGUUACUCUCGUCCUCUCCACAUCAUCGAGGGGCCUCUGAUGAACGGGAUGAAGGUGGUGGGGGAUCUGUUCGGAGCGGGGAAGAUGUUCCUGCCUCAGGUGAGAGAAAAACUUUCUGCUCACCUUCUUACUGUAUUUUUUUCGUGUUACCAAAAAUUUUUCAAAUGUUUUCAGCUUUCUUUGUGGAAAUUCUAAAAUACUUUAAUAUUUUAAUAUUUUGUUUAUUUAAAAAAAACUUGUUUCCAGCUUUCUUUGUGCAAAUUCUUGAAUAUCUAUUUGUUUUUAGAAUUUGUGUUUUCAAAAUAAAACUUUUCGUUCACCUGAAAUGUUCUUGUGUUUUUUAAAAUUUUUGUCAAGUUAAGAAAAUUUAUUUACACUUAGUAAAAUGUUUUUGUGUUUUUUUUUUAUGACGUAUUUAAUUGCCUGUCUGAAAUAUUUGUGCCACUGACCUUCAGGGCCACCGUAGUAGAUCUAGAUCAGGAUAUUGCACUUUUUAUCUUAUGCUGCAUGAAUAAAAACCAUUUUUAAUUACAGUCAAUAUUUAAUGCUGCAGAAAUAUCAGACGUUUUGAUUAUUUACUCUCUUUUCUCUGAAGCUCUCGUGAAGAACUUGAUACCAAAACUCUUUAGACCACUUUUCCAAGUGUUCUCAUCCAGAUAGAUGCUUUUUUCCAGUUCUGAUGUGAUCUCAAAUAUCAUACGUGAUGUCCAAGUAAAUAUGGUCCAAAGUACUAAAAUGCAGUUGUGUGUGCGUGUGUUUGUGUGUGUGCAGGUGAUCAAGUCAGCUCGUGUGAUGAAGAAGGCGGUGGGAUAUCUGAUUCCCUUCAUGGAGAAAGAGAGAGAGGAGAUGAAGGCUCUGUCAGGAUCCACAGAGGAUGUGGUCAGUCUGCGGGUCUAAUAAAUAGACUGUAUAUAUGAAUAUGAUCAGUAUUACUCAGUUUUACUGGUGGAAACAUGUAGGAGAUGUCAUAGUUCUCUAUAGAUGUCACGGCACCACAUAGACUCAGCACAUUUCCUCUGAACUCUAGAAGAUAUGAUCUCAUUUUUACAUCCAUCAUCCUGAGAAAACAUGUUGAUUAAUAUGUUUUUGAAAUAAAAGUUGAUAGAUGACAGAAAAAAAGCUUGUAUCAGGUUAGUAUUAUAUAAAGAAACUCUGGUGAAUCAUGAAUUUCCUCCUCCUGACGUCAGUGUUGGAUAAGCAGUCCGUGAUUUACAGACAUUUAUGAUUGAAACUACAGAAGAGCUGCACAACAUCCACUUAGUUUCUGAGGGCAGCAUUACACUCUUCAGCGUACAGCCUGCUGGAAAUUGAUGAUAAGAAGUAGAUAUGUACAUCUGGUGAACUUCAACAGAGUAAACAAUUGUUUUUUUUCUGUAGGCUAAAAUCAACUAGUGUCUUAACAUUAAGAAACUAAAAACUGAAACUCAACAAAUCUGACUUUUUCAGCUAUCAUUUAGCUGAACUUACACAUGUGAUCACCUGCUAUGGGACGAUAUGUUACAUCUAAUAAUGAAGUGUUGGACAGUCUUGUUGCGUACUUUUCUUUUUUGUCUGAUGUUCUGCUUUUAUUUCACAGUUAUUCAUUCAAUCAAUCAAAACAUUCAAUCUGGUCCACAGCUUCAUAAGGCUCUUCAAGAGUCACUUCACCAAAGUGUCUCUUCAUCUUCAGAGUAGAUUUAAAAGAUUAAUUGUGGCUCUUCUUGACAGCAGUGCUUCACAAUCAGAGUGGCGCUGAGCAUCAAAGGUGGUUAGAAAUCUUUAUGUCUUAGAGCUUUAAGUGAAAGUGAGUGAGUUAAAGUCUUAACAAAGUGAAGAAUAAAACUCAUAAAAUCCAUCAAAAAUGCCUUAAUUUAGUCGCUCAUUCUACCGACAGUUUCUGUGUUUGUUCAGGUGUGAAGCUGAUGAUGUGACAGUGAAUUCAAAGAGAUGGUCACAGUGUUUCCAGCUUCAAAGUUUAUGAAUUAGAUAAAUGUUGCUCCAAAGUUUCCCCCUCUACCCCUCAGGAUCCGUAUCAGGGCACCAUCGUCCUGGCUACAGUGAAAGGAGACGUCCACGACAUCGGGAAGAACAUUGUAGGCGUGGUGCUCGGGUGCAACAACUUCAGGUCAGACCGGUUCACUGCUGCAGGUUCUUACAGGAGCAUCAGAUGGUUUAUAUGACACACUUUUACCUGUAUUUCCAUCAAACAGCAGUCAGAGCAGAGUUGCAUGUACAAUCUGAUGUCAGACUCUCUGUAUGAACGCUACAGCAUGUUAUCAUCCUCUUUGUGUUUGUAAGCUCAACUUUAAGCCCUCUGAACGCUUCACCUCACAUCGCCUUUUCAUCCCUGCGGUGAUGCAUCAUGGGAGAAAAGGGGCAGGGUUCAUUUGUUGCCGGGCCAUGUGUCCAGGCUGAGACAUGGUGCUUUUAUUUUGAAGGAUAUUUGACCAAAACACUAAUAGUGUCAGCAGUGGGAUGUGCUGAAGUCCAUAUUUAUGUCAACUUUUCAUGAUCAGAGUCAAAGAAUCAGUUUUGAUUCUUUUAUUUCUUCACAGUAAAUAUAGAAAAAGAAAAAAGGUACAAAGUAAAAACAAAGUAAAACAGCGGCACUACUGUCAGGAAAUGUAAAUAAAAGAUUAGAUAAUCAAUGUAAAUGAGAGAAUAUUCUGUAAAUAUGGAUAACAGGUGUAUCUAAAUAAAUGGAAAAACAAGAAAUGUCAAUAUUUUACAUGAAACAAUAAUUGAACUUGAGUUUUUCUCAACUCAUUUUAUGUAAACUUAAAUCUUUAAGGUGUUUUUCUGAAGUAAUUUAGAUAGUUGUUGUCAACUGCUCCAAAUUUUAAAAUACAAACUCGAAAAUUAGAAUAUUUUAUAUCAAUUUCAAGGUAAACAACAUUUAAACAUUACAGUUAUGAAGUCAAGAACUCAGGGGAGCUUCACAAGGAGUGGACUGAGCAUCACAAGCACAGAAUCAGAGUCCAAGUCCAGCCUGAAGUUUCCACAGUCUGUGAUGGUUUGGGGUGCCGUGUCAUCUGCUGCUGUUGGUCUACUGUCUUUUAUCAAGUCCAGAGUCAGUGUCUGAGAUUUAGAUUUAAAAAACAAAGAGAAAAUUCAAAAGCAGUAGCUUUUCUCUGUAGGGGGAGAACCUUUUUUUUAAAUUAAAACACCUGAUAUCUGUUAAAGUCAUAUGAACAUUGUUUUCUGAUGUUUCAGGGUGAUCGAUCUGGGUGUGAUGGUUCCUUGUGAUCAGAUCCUCAGAGAGGCCAUCAGGCACAAAGCAGGUACUGUCAUCACUUUGAUUUAAAGGUACAGUGCACAGAAAUGUGGAUAUUUAGCAGGGUCCAGCUGCCAGAUUCCAGAUCAAAAUGCUCCCCCUGUUCACCCCGGUGAAGCAACAGUGGCCUUUCCCCUGUUUGACCAUGUUAACACACACACCCUCACUGUUUAGUCAUCUAUUCUGCAUCAUCUUCAUCGUUUAUAAAUAUCUGUCUUUGCAGAUAUCAUUGGUCUGUCCGGUCUGAUCACUCCAUCUCUGGAUGAGAUGAUCCAUGUAGCCAAAGAGAUGCAGAGACUGAACAUGAACACCCCUCUGCUGAUAGGAGGCGCCACCACCUCCAAGUAAGAUACACACUCACACAUACACACGGGUGGUGUAAGUUCAGCACUGCUCUGUGUUUAAAGAGUCCUGAAAUAACCUCUGAUCAUAUAAAGAAUGAUGAGUCAAACUGUGUUAAGAUAUGCAGCAAGUGUCAGCUCACCUGUGGUCUCACCUCUUUAUCACUGUGGAGUCAGAGCAGCUGUCAGAGCUGAACUCUGUGAGGUCAAAGCAGGAGAGAGCUGACAGUAAACUGAAAGUUUCAUGGAAUAAAAAGAUGGUAGUUUAUUAAUAUUUGUAUAAUAGUGACAAAACAGCAACCCUGAUCCAUAACCAAUCUAUAAACUGCAUUUAGAUGCUUGAUCACACCUGGAAAUGCUAACAGCCGUUACUUGCAGUGUAGCUGCAGCACGACUUCUACUACACCAUCUGUCUUGUCGCCUUUUCCUCAGUCUCAUAGUCGCGUCUCUCAGCACCACCUUUAUCACGCCUCUUGUACCUUGAGAUUUUCUUCGUUUAUACUCGUGACUUUGGAAGGACAGAGCGCUCUUUGCUCUGGGUGAGGGUGCUCUGUGACGGAACAUAUUUCAGAGAGCAAAAAGAAAAAUCAACCCUGCUGUACUUUCUGCUGGGAGAUUGUGAAGCGUCUGAAAUGUGAUUCUGCUUGUUGUAAAAUACAGCACUGUACUCAAGACAAAAUGAUCAGUAUUUUAGGCCAGCAGGUCCUGACACCUUAAUCUGCCCGAUCCAACUACAGUCAUGUUUAGAAACUCCACCCAGCCUACUUUGUCCCCAAAACGGAAAUGCUGAUAAGUGUUCAUAAGAUAAUAAUUUUUUAAAGCAGCAACAUUGAAGAAUGGCUAAUGAAAACAAAGCUGUGAAACAAAGAUAGAAGAUGUUCUUUUCUUCCUUCGAAGCUGCAGUGACCUUCCAGAGAAUUAGUGAACAUGAUCACACAUGCAAGGAGAUGCCAGAUUUGAAUAUUUGGCUUUUAAGUCUUUUAAAAUUAGCUGAAUUUUAUACUAAAUGAAAUCUUGACAUUGUAACUCCCUGGAUGUUUUCUUAUUCUGUCUUCUCUGUGAAAACUCAAGCUUUACUGUAGAAAGAAUCAUCCUUUAACAGCUCUGUGUGUGUGUGUUUUGUGCUGUUAGGACACACACAGCGGUGAAGAUCGCUCCUCGGUACUCAUCUCCCGUGAUUCAUGUUCUGGACGCCUCCAGGAGUGUGGUGGUGGUGAGAAAAAACACCUGAGAUAUCUACCUGAGACUGAUGUGUAGUCAAGAUUAAUCUCCAGUGAUUAGAAACAUAUUCAACAUCAGAUUAUAUCAAUACAAGAAUAAUGACAUCAAGGUGUCCUCACAAGCAGUCUGACGGACCCCAUUUCUAUAGAAAGAAAACCACCUAACAGGGGGUAAUGAGACAAUGAGACAAUGACAAUUUUGUAGAGAUAUAAGCGGCGUGUGUCUGUGUCCCUCUCUCUGUCAGUGCUCUCAGCUGCUGGAUGAGGUGGUGAAGGAGGAAUACUUUGAGGAGCUGAAGGAGGAGUACGAGGAGAUCAGACAGGAGCACUAUGACUCCUUGAAGGUGAGGAGAGGUCACACCUGAGGGCGCACCAGUCCACGGAGAAAGGUCAGAGCUGUGUCGUCACACGGCAGCUGAAUGUGGAGGAGAAGGAUUUAAAAGUUUUUAAUUGCUGAAACUGACAGAAUGAUUUAUUUUACUACUUUGUAAAAAAAAAAAAAAAAGGACAGCCAGAGGUCACAGAGCGAGAGGGGGAGAGAGUGUCCCUCUGAAAAAGCUUUAAAACCACCUAGAAAAAUUUGAAUACAUAUGUCAGUCCACAGCAGAACAAAUCCUUGAGUGUAACUGAAGCAGACACUCAUGGUUUUGGAAAGUUAAACGAGUUUUGUGAUAGUGUUCAUGUGUUCUCUCACCAUUCCUCUCCUACUCUAACAAUCUGGUGCACACAGUGCUGGCCAUAGAGGUGGUGGGCUUUACUGACCUAUACUGCUGCUAGUCAGCAGGGGGAGCUCUGAAUGUUUUAGUUUCACUUUUCAGAGAGUGUCAUGUCCUCAAUAUAUUUGUACAGACCCUGAUGUGAACACAUUCAGAUAACUUCUGAUUAAACUGAACUCAGCUCUCACUCCCCUUCCCCUCCGUGUGUGUGUGCCUGCGUUCAUGUGUUUGCAUUUGUGUGUGUUUGUGUUCCGUAGGACCGUAGGUUUCUGUCUCUGUCUCAGGCCAGAGAAAAAUGUUUACACAUCGAUUGGACAUCUGAGAGCAGACCAGGUCAGUGUUGUUGGAUAUAGUAUGGAACACAUUUCUAUAUAACAGACCGUAGAUGUAUUGUGUAAUACUUAAUCUGUGUGUGUGUGUGUUUGCUUAUGUGUGUGUCAGUGCGUCCUCAGUUCCUGGGUCCCCGUGUGUUUGAGGACUAUGAUCUGAACCGUCUGCUGGACUUUAUCGACUGGAAGCCGUUUUUUGACGUGUGGCAGCUCAGGGGGAAAUACCCCAACAGAGGAUACCCAAAGAUCUUCAACGACAAGGCUGUCGGUACGACCUCUCACUCUGUACAUGAUACUGAAGACAUUCACUGCUGUCUUACUCCAGCUUUACCUUACAUUACUGUGUUGUAAAUUAGUGUGAAUAAUCGUUAAGUUACAAUUUCAAUGAAAAACGGGGGAAUGAAGACAGGAAGAGUGUCCACGUUAUCAACGUCCGGUGGUCUACUAAAUAUAAUAUUUGUGUUUAAUUGCCUUCUUGUGCUGAUAUCAGUAUAUUUUCACCCCGCCUGUACUGUAUCUGAUGCAGGCUUUGGCUCACAGAGCUGCCCUGGUCACAGCAGCUGUUGUAAAACUGAUACUGGUUCAGAUUCCAGUUCAACUCACUAGUUCAGGUUCUUAUCUUCUGAUUCUGAUUUUUUAACAUAAAAUACUGCAUAUUACAUUCCUGAAUGCUGGUGACUCAACAGAGGCAAAGAGGUGUAAGUACGUCACUAGCUGCACUGUUACCAUACAGGGACCCUCCUCCACUUCCUCCUUCUUCAUCUCGCCCUUCGUAGAUAGGGUGUGAGCAUGAUUUCUUUACCUCUGUGUAAAUGCAAAUGUGAGAUGAGAAUUGAUUUGAGCGUGACAUUAGUCCAGCUAUAGUCAAGGUGUUUUAGUGAAUAAGAGACUGCAGCACAUUGAAUCAGUGAAAACAUUAAAUUUACUUAAAUUCAUACCACACUGAAAUAAAGGUUUUGUCAUUUUAGACAUGCCUCUUCCCUCUUUUCAGCCAAACUUUUGGUCCCUGGCUGGUCUGCGAUGAUCCUUUUCUCACAACUUUGUUUAUGGACUGAGACACAAUGUUCAUCAGAAAAGGUGUAAAGAAGAACCAACUGCAAACACCAGGCUAAUGUUUGUUCUUGAAAUAUUUGGAGGUUUUUCUCCCCAAAAAUAACAAAAUCAAGAAUCAAUAAGAACCAGAAUUAGAACUAGAGUCAAUGAAAGUGAAAUGCUCUGCAGCACUCACCUUCUUCUUCAUGUUUGAUGUCUCAGUUUGGGGUCUGACUCUGAGGUCUUAGCAGACCUAUAUGUGAUGUUUGGUGUCUGCUAAGCUGUUGAGUGGUUGUUUCCGUUAAAUCCAGCUCACUAACCUCUCCCUAUCUUAGGUCAGGAGGCGCGGCAGGUCUUCGAUGACGCCCAGCGUCUGCUCCAUCAGAUGAUUGACAGCGGCAGUCUGAGGGGGCGUGGCUUGGUGGGCUUCUGGUGUGCACAGAGUGAUGGUGAUGACAUUCAUGUGUACAGAGAUGAUGUCACAGUGAACAGAGAUACUAAGCCUAUCGCCACCUUUCACGGGCUACGGCAACAGGUGAGGGUUAAACACGGGUGUUACACAGGCAGAGGUAACAGUGAAUUUGAUAUGAUAUAAACAGGUGAAUUCUGGGUAAAUUCAUGAAUAGAGAAUUGACCUUUAGAGUUCUAACCCGUUUUAGCGCUGCUUUAAAGUGAGACACAGCAACAUGAGGCUCUAUGGGGAUUGACUCACUUUAAGAGACUGUCUCUAGUGGACACUAGAGGAACUGCAGCUCUGUUUCUGACUCAUUAUUUCCAGGUCUUACUUUGGUCUCUUGUAUUACUAUGUGAUGAAUCAGUGUUACUCUGUUUUUCAGGUGGAGAAGGCUGAUGGCUCCGGCCCCUACCUGUGCAUCUCAGACUUUGUGGCCCCUGCAGACAGCAGGGUGGAGGACUACGUGGGUCUGUUUGCUGUGGGGGUGUUUGGAGCUGAGGAGCUGAGUCAGCAGUUUCAGGAUCAGGGCGAUGACUACAACAGCAUCAUGGUCAAAGCCCUGGCUGACCGGCUAGCUGAGGUACUUUGAGGACUGGUCAGACCUGUACAGAAAGGCAUAGACCGUUCUGGAUCGCUGCCUGGCAUGCUUUAAUUUCUCUUCCUGUCCUGCAGGCGUUUGCAGAGGAGCUGCACUGUCGAGUCCGUCGGGAUCUGUGGGGGUACAGCACCGAGGAGGAGCUGCAGACCUCAGACCUGCACAGACUCCGCUAUCAGGGCAUCAGACCAGCAGCCGGAUACCCAAGUCAGCCAGACCACACAGAGAAGACGACCAUGUGGAGCCUGGCCCAGAUCCAGGAGAGGACAGGUGAGAGGCUCACUGAGAUGUCUCUGCUGGAACGGUUGAAUGAUCUGUAGAAUAAGACGCAGACUCUCAGUCUCAGCGGGUCGGUUUGGUCUUUUCUGUUCAACAGGUUGUUGUUCAGCUGCUCAUUUGUUUGGUUUUUCUCUGAUUUGUUUGUGAAAAAGAAAAAAUGACCUUAAACAUCCACAAAUAUUCUGUCUGAAAGAUUUUACUUUUAUUUUGAUGGUGUUUGUUAUAAAUGGCAGUUUCAUGUGUAAUGACCGUGUGUUUGUGUGUUAGGUAUCAGUCUGACUGAGUCCUUGGCCAUGUCUCCUGCUGCGUCAGUCUCUGGACUUUACUUCUCUCAUCCUCAGUCUUCUUAUUUUGCUGUGGGAAAGAUCUCCAAGGAGCAGGUAAGCUCAUCCUCAUCUCUCUUCUAAUACAUGUAAAACCUAUACCAUUAUUCAGCAGUUUUUAAGUACAUAAUGAAAUUGGGGAAGUGAUUCUUCUCAUAUGUGUCUUGGUUUGUGAUAUGUACUGUAUGAUCUUAACUUUUGCACACACUGUGAUCUGUUUGAUGACUAAUCUCAAUGUCUUUGUUUGGGUCAUUUAAAAAGUCUUACAAAGUCCUAAAUUUUCAUUUCAUUUUAUUUAUUAUUUCUUAAAUUUCGAUCUUUGUUUCUUUGUUUUUAGAUUUUAACAUAAACCUCCAGUGUUUCCUUAUCUUGAGUUUUAAAAUGACGUUUCCUCAGUGCGCACACUCCUGUUUCCAUGAAAUCAAGCCCUUUUUAAGUUUCUGCAUUUUAAUACUGUUUCUGUUGCAUUUAGAUCGUGGGGUCGGAAUGAGGGGUUGGGCAGGGGUUGAUUUGGGUCUUCUUUUAAUCUUGGGUUGGGGUAAAUUUGGGUAUUCUUUGUUUCUUUUAUUCCUUUUUCUGUGUGAAGCACUUUGUGCUACUUGUUAUGCUAUGCUAUAUAAAUAAAGACUGAUAGAUCAUUACCUGUGCAGCAGCCCUGGAAUAAUACCCGUGAACAGUGAUGGUAUCCAGAUCAGGAUUUGUGUCAGAUCAGGACCUGGCUCUGACUCAUUGUGCUAUCUCUGCUCAUACUCAGGUGGAGGAUUACUCCAGGAGAAAACAUCUGAGGGUGGAGGAAGUGGAGAGGUGGCUGGCUCCUAUUCUCGGCUACGACGCUGAGGAGUGACACCUCUACAGGAACAAAGCGGAUCAAAGCUGGGUCCAACUGGACCAGAACCAGGUCUACAGUCAGACCAUCAGAGAGCAGCCAGCAGUGACCACAGUUUGUUUAUGAGCAAAAUCAGGCCUUCAUUUACUGCAAUACACUUAGAGUCAUGGUGUCUUAAAUUAUAAGUGCUCUUUAAAAACAUUCCUGUGUCUUUCAGGGUCCUUGUUGUCUUUUACCUCUGGCUGCUUUCUGCUAUAUUUCUCAGCUUUGUAGAAUGAAUUUAGUAGAGGCUGCUGUCAUUUUUCCACUGGUGUUUUUAGUUUCUUAAAUUUAUAGUGAUACUCAGUUAUACUGGUGGUGAUGAGAGGUUGUUUUUACUCCUCCCUUCGUCACAGGUCCUUUGCAAACAGCCUCUUUACCAUUUGUUUUUGACACUUCAAAAUGCUUCCAUACAGCUGACAUGUGGAAGCUCGUGGUUGAUGCACAUAAGCAGCAUCAGUGCAUCACUUUAUCAGCUGUGCAUACAUAUGUGCAGGAAUUUUCAUAUCUGCUGUUACCGUUAAUAUUAAUAACCUCCUUUGCCAUGUCACUGAUGUCUUGAUCAGUGAAAAUCAAACCGAUUCCAGUGUGUUUGUAAGAUCAGGAGUUUUAUUUUGUUUUAUUUCAGUUUUUAUUAUUUUAUUUAAAUGUUUGAACAUCAGGUCAUUGACACUGAGUGAGGUAUAAACACAUUUCAUAUUAAUGUUGAUUACUUGAAAUUUACUUUUCAAUGAUGUUUGUUGUGAAAAUAAUUUGGUCACAUGGUGCAGAAAGGGUAAAAUGUAGAGUUGUUUACAAAAAAAAAACUUAAUGAUUAUUUAACCAAAUAAUCAAUUAAACCCUCCAACAGCUUCAUACUGCCAUCUUACAUUAUGUUUAGGUCAGUUCAACAGAUUUAUCAUCAGGUUACCACAGACCUGCCACACUGUGUAAAUAUAGAUACUCAUCAUAGAAUACAAGGCAUGUAAUGCAGAAAAUAAUCCCAGAGAAAUGGUGUUAGAUUAAAGAUGAACACACACUGAAGAGAUCUAUUUUUACUGCUGAUUACAGUUUCAAAGUACCAAAAGGUCCUUUUUAAUGCCUAACUAAAGUGUCUUAAGAAAACCCGGAAGUAUUAUUUUAUAUCAAGUUUUAUGAAACAGAGUGCCUGUUCAUCUGUUUUUCAGGGGUAUUCAACGGUCAAAGCUGGAGUAAUACCACCUAAACACAACCAGAGCUUUAUUUUUAAAGAGCUUUUAAUCAAAACGAGUUGUUUUGAAGAGCUGUCAACCAGACAGAAAACAAUCAGUUUCAUAUCUGCCUUCAGUAUAAACACAAACUAAUAAUGACACUAAUUAUAAUAAUAAUUGUUAGUAUAAUCUCUACCUUAAGUACAAUCACAAACUGAAUGUAACUGGAUGGUUUCUGUAAAUAUCAGUGAGUUUAAACUGAUUGUUAGCCGUUAGUGAUACAAAGGUUCACAUUUAAAGCUCCUGUGAGGAACUUUCUGUCUGCAUUGACUGGUGCGCCCCUGUGGACAAAGUUGUACCCCUUAUUUUGUUGCUGAUUUUGUCUCCUUCUUGCAAAGAUGGUGUUGAUUCGCAUCAAAUCUACUGUUGUCUUUUUCCAUUGAAGGCUGUUUUCCAUUUGAAGGAGAUACUUCUGUAAUUCAUAAAGUCUUAUUUCUAUGAUUGUUAACAUUGUUAACCCGAUUAACCUGUCAUCAGUGAUCCAGAGUAAAUCUGACCGCAGGUCUGUGUCGUGUACUGAUAUACAUUUCACGCAGGAGUGUCUUAACGCCCUGAAGUGCUGCAGCUCAGCUCAAAUCAGCUGAGUCAGAACUUUGUGUUAUUUUCUUAAACUGUAAAGUGUGUGUGAACCAUGUUGGCACUGGAACAUUGUAAAAAUAAAUGAUACAAAGUGCUGUUGAAAAAAAAUAAAUCAUUUUUAUCAUGUA
Xyrichtys novacula (pearly razorfish) is the source of this 21158-nucleotide messenger RNA. NCBI's taxonomy places the organism in Eukaryota, Metazoa, Chordata, Actinopteri, Labriformes, Labridae. The record is from the annotation of a GenBank genome assembly.